CAAUAUUUAUAAUGAGGAAAAUUAAAUAUAUAAUGGGAUAUAUCUAUAUUCAAAUUAAAAAUAAAAACGAGCAAAAAAAAUUGCGCGUGACAAGUAUCGCCGCCAAGCGGACAUCGAAGGAAAUAUUCCUUGUCUAUAUUACUGUCGUACAGUUCCAUCGGGCAUUCGGUGACUUGAAGUCAUCCGGUAAAUUAUGAUCCUUUUAUGAUGUGCCUUUGUAUUUCGUAAACACGGUGAGGUGUGUUAAUGUUCUGUUGCGCGUGUUUAAACAGACUGUGAUACGAAAGUGUGUCCGAUGUUAAAACAUGUACCGUUUAUUAUAUACAUAUUACAAUUAAAGAUAACACACGAUAUCUAGCCGAAAGUAUGCUCGAUGCACUGCGAUGCAAUCACAUCUACGUUAAGUGCGCUUAUACUUUUUCUCAUAAUAACAACAAAACGUUAAUCGCGUCAGUUCCAGCUACACGUGUUCAUCGAACAUGUCUAUGAAGAAUGUUUUUAGUACCUCUUGAGAGCAGAAUUUGUUUGCUCGAUAUUUGCUUGCCAACUCUGUCUGUCGAUUUACAUUUUAAUUAUGAUCACGUUUCGUGAUUUCAUGGCGCACAUGACGGAUAAGCAUUCUGUUUCGAUUAAUUCCGUUAAUAGGUGCUCUCGCUGAGACCAACAUUCGAAAGAAAGAAUCACCUUGGGACGUAGAAUUACAUUUGGCAGCGGCACGUGGCGAUGCGAAGCGUCUUCGAGUUCUCCUCGAUUCUGGUCGCGUCCAUGUCGAUUGCAAAGAUAAGAUCGCAGGUAAUAAUUAUCAGCAAGUCAGAAUAUCUUUGCAUAACAUUAACGAGCUUGGUAAUAACACAAAUUAAGUCUUAACAGCAAAUCCUACAAAUUCUAAGUUAUCUGUAUUAUCCUAUUUCAUGAAGGAUUAUAAAAUUGUAAAAGAAGAAAACUAUAAUCCAUUAAUUUGUAAUUUGUCAAUUUGCUAAUAUUAUUAUAUAAUGAGUUUAUUGUGCAAGAGAGGAAAGCUAUAUUCGUUCUCAUUGACGCAUCUACGAAAUCAUCGACAUCGAACCAAUAGACACCAUAGGAAAUCAGUUACCGGGAGACGAUCUGUCGUUUCAUUAUGCAAAUAACGACGUAUCGUUGAAAGAGCGAAUUCAAAUAACGUUAUUCCUAGUUUGAAAAGUGGCUUAUUGGAUUACGCACGGAUAUUCGUUCCACUUUGGCAGACGAUCAAAUUUAACCCGCUAUAUUCGGGGGAAUUUGGAAUUUGAUCAAGAGAAGUAACAGUUUUAACGUUAACCUUCUUUUAAAUGUCAUGGCGUCGUUUCCGUUUGCCCACCACCAUUUAAAGGAUAUCUUAAGUCAUUUUUCUUUACUAAUUUGCAGACGAUCGGUUAAAUUAAUCGCGUCAUUAAGGAUCGGCCUUCUCGAUUGGUCGUUACAUCAAUUGAGGAACCUUACUAACAAUCGCCGCGUUAUUGCACUAAAUUAGUGAUGCAGCGACGACGCGUGAUUCGACACACCGGAAAUAUAUAAAAGAAGUGCAGAAAGUAGAGACAGUUUGAAACAAGCGUAAGAUACUGAAGGAGUUACACGACAGAUUUACGACGCUUAAUUGCCUGUUUAAUGAUACUGGAUGGAACGACUCCUUUAAUAUUGGCCGCCGCCGGAGGCCACAUCGAAGCGGUCACCGAAUUGCUGCAACAAGGGGCGGAUCCUAAUGCCAGACGGCUGACGGGUACCACGGCGUUGUUCUUCGCCGCUCAAGGUGGCUACAUGGACAUCGCCAGCCUUUUGUUGGAGCACGGUUCCAUUGUCGACUCUUGCAGCAUAGACGGCGGUACCCCACUUUUUGUCGCGUGCCAGUGCGGUCACCUAGAUGUUGUUGAGGGACUGAUUGAAAGAGGCGCCAAUCCGAACGCUUACAUGAAGGAUGGGGCCACGGCAUUAUUCAUUGCCGCUCAAAAUGGCCACUUACGUAUCCUAGAGGUUCUUCUGGAGCAUGGGGCAAAAACGGACGCGGCAAGAACCGAUGGUGCCACGCCUUUAUGGAUAGGAGCGCAAAUGGGACACGAUCACGUUGUGAGGAGGCUUUUGAAAGCUGGUGCGAAGGUCGAUGCCACCAGACACGAUGGCGCGACUCCGCUAUUCAAGGCGGCUCACAAGGGCCAUACCGCUGUUGUAGGCGAGCUACUCAAGUACCGUCCAUCUCUUGGUAUUCUUCCAAAUGGUGAAAGUGCACUGCAUGCAGCAGCAUUAACAGGACAAAUGACUGUUACAAGACAGCUGGUAGGUGCAGGAGCGGAUCCUUUACUCGUGAACCAAGAAGGUAUCACGCCGCUUCAAUUAGCUAUUAGGCAUUCACAGACACAGGUGGCCAACUAUCUAAAGGAUAAAGUUAGAACGCGAACGGGAACGUCUUAGCAAAAUACGCGUUUAUCACCUACGUGCUAAAAUAGAAAUUAAGGUGAAAGAACGAAGAGGGAAGGAUAUACAGACCAGUGAAAGAGAUCAGUAUUUCUAAAGAAAAUGUAAUAUAUAUACAUAUAAUGUAUAUAUAUACUUUAGACAUAAUUUGUAUACAAGAUGAUCAAGUGAUUACAUCUUUAUCGUAUUUCGCGUAGCGUUAAAUAAGAUUCAAAAAUAAGAGAGAUGUUGAUUUAUGCUACAAUCAUAAGACUGUGGUUUAAAACUCCAUCAUUUUCUUAAAAUUGUUUGUUCAGUGUGUAUAUAUAUUUGGAUAAAUAUAAAACACAUCCUGUAGUAUUUAAAAAUAGGUGAAAUAUAUUUUAAUGUAUUCUCUUGUUGUAAAUAUUUUACAACGUUGAAAAUUCUAAAAAACACUCAUCGAUGUAGACGGCAUACAUCCCACAGAGUUAGUUUUGCGCUAAAACUAUAUAUCUUGUUAAUACUGAACUUGUGGUUACAUAAACGUAAUAUAUAUAUAUAUAUGUACCUUUAAAUAAUACAAUCAUUUUGUUCUAAUUGAGGGUUCUAUAAGACUGAUUGAUUUGCCUUGAAAAAGAGAGUAAAAUUUGAUGAUUCUUUAGUACUAUGUCUAUUUCUUCUUGUUGAUUUAUUUAUAUAUUAUAUUAGUGUUAACGCGGUAUGCACAGAAAAAGGGAGAGAAAAUAUAUUUCAUGUUCUUAAACUAUUCUCUAUGGUGAUAUUAAGAUAUUUUAUUUAGAUGUAUUAUGUUAUUUAGAUAUAAUGAAAUAUAUUUAUAAUUGCUUGUUUGAUGUUACUUUAUAAUAUAAUAAAUACAUUUACUGUUUU
Molecule: messenger RNA, 3273 nt
Organism: Bombus huntii
Lineage: Eukaryota; Metazoa; Arthropoda; Insecta; Hymenoptera; Apidae
Product: ankyrin repeat domain-containing protein 29
Exons: 10
Coding region: 1624-2421 (265 amino acids)
Biological process (GO): innate immune response
Cellular component (GO): cytoplasm
Molecular function (GO): protein binding
Source: RefSeq, a predicted model, not a curated record